ACCUGGAGGCUGGCAGGCCAGGAGCUGUGCCUGAGGCAGAUGAAGUGGGCUGGAGGGCCCUUUCUCAAGGUCUGUGCACUAACCAGGCAGUAGGACUGCAGCUUUUACAGGUUUGGGGAUACUCACAAGUGUGACCCAAUUCCAGAGAGGAGGUGAAAGGUGAGAGCAGAGGUAGUAUCUGACACUUCCCCUUCUCCUCUCCUGCUGUGGGAAUAACUUGCCUGACGAGGCAGUAAAUCUCUCCAGGAGCCUGGCAGUGAGGCAAACAGCUGUGGGGGAGAGCUGAGAGCCCAGCCAGGAGCCCACGGGUUAACACAGCCCCACGGAGCCCGGGCUUGCAGGACAGCCCAGCAUAGAGCAGCCUUCAGAUGAAACAAAGUACCUUCUGCCGAGCUGGGGCCAGAUAAAAGAUCCCAUGGCAUUCCUUGUGAAGCCUGGAGGAGACUGCCAGUGCUGAAGCUGAACUCUGCCAACAAACAAAACUGUCUUUAAACUCUGAGGCUGUGUGUGAGCUAUUGUUGGGGACAUAAUGGCUUCUCUGUUUCCCUGCACAGUCAUUGCUCUGCGAACACGCCACUGGUCUCUUUUAAAAGUAGUUGAGUGUAAAUUAAGUUCUAGAACCUGGAAAGAGGUUUCAUCCAUUUACCUUUUACUGUCCUCAGUUGACAUUUGUUUACAGAACAACACAUACAGUAGAAAUACACCCUGGUUUGAGUUGCUUUACCUGGAGAUGAGAAUCUUUAAUGCUCAGAUUAAGACUCACAGAGCUUCGAUAGCAAAUGUAUAUCUCCUGUUUUCAGUAACGGGAGUGGGAGUGAGGUUGAGGGGGCCUUGCUUGCUAAUUACCUCCCUCUGAGAAAAGUUUUGGGUUGGCUGACCUGGCCUGUUUCCUCUACUUAGCUCAGUGCUGGCACACUCACUGCUCUCUAAUCCUGUGUGUGUGGCUGCUGCAAGGCACAGAGUGCUGCUCUGGCUGCUGGAGUUCACUCUGCUUUGGGCUGCUGAACAUCCACAAAGGUUGGGGUUGGUGGAUCCAUUCUUUACUCACAAUUCCAUGGUCUGGCUUGUCUCUGAGGAUGGCAGAUGCUUUGGUAAGGUAAAGGGCAUCUUGGCUACUGUGCAAGUAAGUAGUUGUGGUAAAAACCCAAAGCUGCAUUACACAGGGGGAAGGUGGUCCCUGUAGACAAUAUAAUGAAUUUAAGUCUAUUUUGCUGGAACAAUCCUGUAACAGAAAAGGAAAUGGGUCAAACAGCAGUUAUUCAAGCUGUAUGUGAUGAACUGUCCAUCCCACCAAGGUGGCAGUGACUCUCCAUUCCCUCAAUAGGUCUCACUCAUCCUGGUGUGUAUCUGGAAUACACUUGCUGGGGAGCUCCUUGGCUUGCUACGCUCACCCACAGAUGAGCUGUAACCCUGUGCACCCCCAGGGCAGCUGCGUGCAGGACUGGGACACAUGGAGGUGUGAGCACUGGCCAUCCUCCUCUGGAAGUGGCUGGCUUACUGGGAAGGUGCUCUGGCCAAGGGCCCCAAACGGGAGUGAGUGCUGUGCUCACACUGGGCUGCACAAAACAGCUUUGGCUGAGGUUGCUUGCUAAUGACUAAGAUAUGUUUUGCACUGGUCCUUGACAACCUUCUGGACAGAGACUCCUCCACAGACUCCUCCAUGGUGUUUAAAAGCAGAUUGAAGUUAAAUUUUUAAAAAACUUUCUUCUGAAGAUGAUGUGAGUCAUGACUAACACCAGUUGUGUUCUGCUCCUUGGAUUUCCCUCUCACCUCUGAAUCCACAGCUUUUCCAGUGUGUGGAUGUUACCUGCCUGCUGUGAGGCAGGUUCUUACCCAAGUGAUAGUUGCUGGUUUGAGGAUAUGGAAGGAGGUAGAUGAAAAGACUACACUUGUGCCUGGUCACCUGCUCCCUAGUUCCCAUGUGCCCCCAAGGCAGCAGGGCUGAUAAUCCUGUCUCUUCCCACAGGACGAUGAAGAAGAGCUGUGUGGUGGCCACAGCCCUGGCUGGAGCCCUGCUGGGACUCAUCUUGUUCCUGGGACUGUUCUUCGGGCUGCGCUCGGACACAGCGGACGCUCACACGUACAAGAGAGCGGCCGUGGCCACAGACGCAGGGCAGUGCUCAAUAAUUGGAAGGGACAUCCUUCAGCGAGGAGGAUCAGCGGUGGAUGCUGCAAUUGCAGCUCUGCUUUGUGUAGGGCUCAUGAACGCUCACAGCAUGGGCAUAGGAGGGGGCCUCUUCUUUACCAUCUACAGCAGCACAGGAAAAGUGGAAAUCAUUAAUGCGAGAGAGGUGGCUCCAAAAGGUGCAGCGGAGGACAUGUUUGGGAACGACACACAGCUCUCUCUGAAAGGAGGACUGUCCAUUGCUGUUCCAGGAGAAAUCCGUGGCUAUGAACUGGCCCACAAACGUCACGGCAAACUGGCAUGGAGAGAACUGUUUCUACCCAGUAUCAAGUUGGCAAAAGAAGGGUUCCCUGUUGGGAAAGGCCUUGCAGCAGCCAUCAAAUCAAAAGAGGAGUCAAUUGAAAGCAAUCCCUUGCUGUGCGAAGUGUUCUGCAAAGGAGGGAAAAUUCUGCGUGAGGGCGAAAUCAUCAAGAUGCCUAAACUAGCCAAGACAUACGAGACCAUAGCCACAGAAGGAGCAGAUGCCUUUUACACAGGAAGCCUGGCAAAGCAGAUCAUCGCUGACAUCCACAGCGUAGGGGGGAUUGUCACACUGGAAGAUCUGCGGGACUACAAUGCGACCGUGAUCAACGACCCCAUACAGGUCACACUCGGAGAGUUUACCCUCUACACGCCCAGUGCCCCGCUGAGUGGCCCCGUGCUGGCCCUCAUUUUCAACAUACUGAAAGGAUAUAAUUUUUCUGCUGACAGCAUCAAAACUGUGGAGGAGAAAGGUCUGACUUACCACCGCAUUGUGGAGGCCUUCCGCUUUGCCUACGCCAAGAGGACUUUACUGGGAGAUCCAAAGUUUGUCAACAUUACAGAGGCAAUCAGAAACAUGACAUCCGAGUUCUUUGCGGAUGGUCUCCGGAGGAAAAUCACAGACAACACCUCCCAUCCAGUUGACUACUAUGAGCCCGUAUAUUACACUGGAGAUAAUGCCGGUACAUCCCACAUCUCCAUUGUGGCUGAUGAUGGCAGUGCUGUGUCCGCCACCAGCACCAUCAACCAAUACUUUGGCUCUGAUGUACGAUCCAACAUGAGUGGAAUCAUAUUUAAUGAUGAGAUGGAUGACUUCAGCUCGCCUUACAUAAUCAAUGGAUUUGGGAUCCCUCCUUCUCCAGCAAAUUUCAUAGCACCAGGUAAACAGCCAAUGUCCUCUAUGUGCCCCUCCAUCUUGGUGGAUAAAACGAAAAAGGUCAGGAUGGUGGUCGGUGCUUCUGGAGGAACAAAAAUAACUACAGCAACAGCACUGACAAUCAUCAAUUCCAUCUGGUUUGGUUAUGAUGUGAAGAAAGCAGUGGAAGAGCCCAGAGUCCACGAUCAGCUGUUUCCCAACAUCACAGAGCUUGAGCUGCAAAUAGAGAAGGGCAUAGAAGAUCAGCUGAAGAAGAGGAAGCACGACACGGCGCGGGUGAGCGGCGGCGCGGUGGUGCAGGCCAUCCUCCGAACGGACAAGGGCUGGGCUGCGGCCUCCGAUUCCCGAAAAGGCGGCUUCCCUGCAGGCUACUGACGUGGCUGGGCUCCUUCUUUCAGUGGUCUAGUGACACCAGGGUGUGUUUGGGGGGAAGAUCCUUUAGGUCUGCAACUCAGGGACUCCUCACAGGAAAGAGAACACAUUUACCUGUGAUUCUGUUGACGGAACUGGGACAGUUUUCUACAGCCAUGACCGAAGUGCCUCAUGCCACAGCCGUCUGCUAAGACAGGCAUGUCCACCAGGACGUGCAGUACUUACUUGAAGAGUCUGUUCUGCCUUGAAGAGUUUGUUCCCUGCCUCCUCUCCAUCCCAUGAACACAGAUUGGGUGCCCAGUUUCUGCAGAAAGUCCAACUCACUCAAGCUGCAGGAAGUGUUUCCCCUGCACAGUGUCAGCUACCAGGAAUGUCCCUGUCACUGCUAGAGAAGAUGUUUGUUUCCUGUUGAGUAGGUGAGAGUUACAGGACUCUGGGGACUGGGUUUUCUAAGUUGCAAACUAACAGAUCUGUGCCAUAGCAGAAAGCCCAGCUCUAGACUGGGAUAAGCCAAACUCACCACUCUGUUAACAAAAGAUGUUUCUGCAUUUCACCCAGUUGAUUAUUGGAGGUGAGUGGGGAAAUGGGGAAAUGGCUUCAAACUUUUUUUAUAUUUCUGUUGAGAAGGUCUAAAGGGAAGAUGCUGCCUGUAAAACUCUGAGCACAACUAAAAUAAAUAAAUACGGAGUCACA
Myiozetetes cayanensis is the source of this 4367-nucleotide messenger RNA. It is a transcript of the gene GGT1, whose product is annotated as gamma-glutamyltransferase 1. The record is from RefSeq and is a predicted model, not a curated record. Lineage: Eukaryota; Metazoa; Chordata; Aves; Passeriformes; Tyrannidae. The transcript is spliced from 12 exons. Gene Ontology annotation, molecular function: glutathione gamma-glutamate hydrolase. Gene Ontology annotation, biological process: regulation of inflammatory response; peptide modification; glutathione catabolic process. Gene Ontology annotation, cellular component: plasma membrane. The coding region runs from base 1875 to 3677 and encodes 600 amino acids.